AAGCCGCCACGGCCCGCCCCUGUGAACUCGUCGGGAGAGGGGCGCGUCGCAAAAAGUCGCGGCGGAACCUCCCUGCGGUGUACAGAGUUGUCGCUUUACGGUUCCAGGCGCCGCCGGGCUGGGAGAUGUCGGCUGCGGGCUCUGGGGAGCCCCUGGGUCCUCCCCGCAGCUUUGCGAAGCGGGUCCUGGUGACCGGGGGUGCUGGUUUCAUUGCAUCACAUGUGAUUGUCUCUUUAGUAGAAGACUAUCCAAACUAUAUGAUCAUAAAUCUAGACAAGCUGGAUUACUGUGCAAGCUUGAAGAAUCUUGAAACCAUUUCUAACAAACAAAACUACAAAUUUAUACAGGGUGACAUAUGUGAUUCUCACUUUGUGAAACUGCUUUUUGAAACAGAGAAAAUAGAUAUUGUACUGCAUUUUGCUGCACAAACACAUGUAGAUCUUUCCUUUGUACGAGCCUUCGAAUUUACGUAUGUUAAUGUUUAUGGCACUCAUGUUUUGGUAAGUGCCGCUCAUGAAGCCAAAGUGGAGAAAUUUAUUUACGUUAGCACAGAUGAAGUAUACGGAGGCAGUCUUGAUAAGGAAUUUGACGAAUCUUCACCCAAACAACCUACAAAUCCUUAUGCAUCAUCUAAGGCAGCUGCUGAGUGUUUUGUACAGUCUUAUUGGGAACGAUAUAAAUUUCCAGUUGUCAUCACAAGAAGCAGUAAUGUUUAUGGACCACAUCAAUAUCCAGAAAAGGUUAUUCCAAAAUUUAUAUCUCUACUGCAACACAACAGGAAGUGCUGCAUUCAUGGAUCAGGGCUUCAAACAAGAAAUUUUCUUUAUGCUACUGAUGUAGUGGAAGCAUUUCUCACUGUCCUUAAAAAGGGGAAACCAGGUGAAAUUUAUAACAUUGGAACCAAUUUUGAAAUGUCAGUUCUCCAGCUUGCCAAAGAACUAAUACAACUGAUCAAAGAGACCAAUUCAGAAUCUGAAAUGGAAAACUGGGUUGAUUAUGUUAAUGAUAGACCUACCAAUGAUAUGAGAUAUCCAAUGAAGUCAGAAAAAAUACAUGGCUUAGGAUGGAGACCUAAAGUGCCUUGGGAAGAAGGAAUAAAGAAAACAAGUGCACAUUUUUUUACUCUUUUCAUAUCCUUGAAAGUUGAAUGGUAUAGAGAGAAUUUUCACAACUGGAAGAAUGUGGAAAAAGCAUUAGAACCCUUUCCAGUACAGCCAUCAUUUGUAUAGUCAGGACAGUUUUUGGAAAAAGAAGAAAAUUUUCCUACCUCGACAAGUGAUGUAUCAUCAAGGGACCAAAUGAAGUGUCUUUUCAUUUGGAAUUACAUUUGUGACUUUUUGUACAAAAUCUAAAUGCAAUAUGCCUCAAUAUUUAGAAGAGUUUUAGUAUUGGCAUAGAAUUUAAAUGUCAAAAUUCUUUCAAAAACCUUUUCUCCUAACAAUGUGGAACCAGUAGAGAUAGAAAGACUCUUCCAUAGGAGUAGACCGGGAAGGGGGAAUCUUCUGGUUCUCAGAACAAGGACAAAUAGCUCUGGGCAGCUGACAGCUUUGCUGGCAUUGAACUCAGCUUCCCAACCUUUCCCGUUGCCUGGAAGGUCUGUAAGUUUUCAUUUUUAGGCAACAUAGGAAGAGCCUUAUGCCCUAAUUCAUCUUUUUUGAAGGUAUGGUAUUAUGCUACAAUUGCUUUAAAAAUGGAACAAAGUCAAAGCACUUUUUAACUUUUGAUAAUUUUGUAAAACCUAUUAAGUUAAAUUUUUUUUAAAGAAGGACAUUGUUUUUGUAUUUUCAAAAUCAGUCAUUUAACUAUGUAUAACCUCGUAUCAGAGAAAUUCCAUCAUGUAUUUGCUGUUUAAAAUGAUUUUAUUUAUAAAAUUAUCAGUAUUUUAAUGUAUUUAAUAUAGAUUAUGGCUUUUUUUAAUAAUGUGUGUUUUUAUUUCACUGUAGAAAAAGUUUUAAAAUACUUGAUUAUAUAGUUUGAAUUCCUCUUUCCCUUAAAGAGUUUAAGACGAUUUGAAAAAGUAACUGAUUGGAUACUGCGUUGAGAAAGGUAAAAGAGACAAAGAUUAUGUCCAGCUUUCUGGCUUCAGCGCAUGACUGAUGGCUUGUUUUCUCUGUAAAGUAGGAAGCAAGGUCAGUAACUCAGAGGUGGUUGAGGGAGGGGAUAGCAGUACAGUAAGGAUCUUGAGGCUGUGGAGAUUGGGAAAAGAGUAAGCAGAUCCAAAAUUAGAGGAUGUGCCAAACAGGAAUGAAGCACAAACUGAACUUGAACACUAUGACUUCAAAAUUCUGAGAUGUGUAAAAGUAGUUAGAUUGAGCUAGAAUUGGACAUAGUGUGCAUCAGGAGGGACUAGCGAGUGAGAUUAACGAAAACGAUGCUCCGUUGGUCUUAGUUGUAUAGGGAAGAAAAUGCCUCUUGGAGGUAGCCUGUAGCUCUAGAGAAAAUGGAGACAGGGAGUGGGCAUAAGGGAGGGGAGGUGAGAGCUCCUGGAGGCUAGGGAGUUAUAGGCAGAAAAUGGGACCAACUGAGAGCAAAUGGUCUUUGGUGGAAUUUGGUCAUUGAGGUUAGAUGACAAAAUAAAAACACUCUAUGUCAUUUGUUCUGUGUCAUAUUUUGGGGUACACUUUUAUUUCCAAUUUUAAUAUACUGUAUGACUUACCUUUACUGUUAGUCUGAUCUCAGGAGAUGAUCUUGACAGGCAUUAGGAACAUAUGGACAACCAGUUUGUUAAAAAAAACAA
Molecule: messenger RNA, 2737 nt
Organism: Rhinolophus ferrumequinum (greater horseshoe bat)
Lineage: Eukaryota; Metazoa; Chordata; Mammalia; Chiroptera; Rhinolophidae
Gene: TGDS
Product: TDP-glucose 4,6-dehydratase
Exons: 13
Coding region: 126-1229 (367 amino acids)
Biological process (GO): nucleotide-sugar metabolic process
Molecular function (GO): dTDP-glucose 4,6-dehydratase activity
Source: RefSeq, a predicted model, not a curated record